Molecule: messenger RNA, 753 nt
Organism: Plasmodium cynomolgi strain B
Lineage: Eukaryota; Apicomplexa; Aconoidasida; Haemosporida; Plasmodiidae
Product: leucine-rich repeat protein
Exons: 3
Coding region: 1-753 (250 amino acids)
Molecular function (GO): protein binding
Source: RefSeq, a predicted model, not a curated record
AUGGAUAGCUUGAAUUCGCUGGGGUCGAUUUACCAGGAGUACGGAAGUGCGCUCAGGUAUUAUGAGGCGAAUGAUUCUUUGAGCGGAGAGUCCAAUGAAGAAUCGGACAGCUCGGAAAAAAGGAAAAGCCUCAACGAAAACGUGAACAAUGAAGAGAGCCAAAGAGUGGAAAAAUACAUCAGCCUUGAAAAAACAGCCAAAAUCUGGGCAGGCACAAACGAAAUUAUUCACUACAAAAAAAAAGAUGUACACGAACUGAACAAAAUGAUUUACAAGCAUAAUAAUAAAGAAAUAAAUUUUUCUACAAACAAAAAAAUUUUAAACAUAAAUAAUAACAAAUUGGAAAGCACAGAGUUGUUAAAGGACCUCCUACAUUACAUCUACCAACAGAAGGGCAUGCAAAUGUUAGGCGACCUCUACUCCGGAAUUAUUUGUCUAGACAUAUCAUUCAAUGACCUGGUCGAAGUGGGAGAGCAUUUGCUUUGCCUAAGUAACCUAAAAGUGUUGUACUUGCAUUCAAAUAAGAUAGAGAGUAUAAACGAAAUUCAGAAGGUGGCUUCUCUGUCCAAAUUAAAAAAACUCACUGUGGAGAAUAACCCCGUUAUGGAUGUCUACGGAAAGUUCUAUCGCCCUUUCGUUAUUCACUACCUGCCCCAAAUAAAGUCCCUGGAUUUUUAUGACAUCACAAAAGUUGAGAGGAACAAAUCGGAGAUCGCGUUUAACACGCACAAGUAUAAGUUCAACUUGGCGUGA